Molecule: messenger RNA, 1536 nt
Organism: Penicillium maclennaniae
Lineage: Eukaryota; Fungi; Ascomycota; Eurotiomycetes; Eurotiales; Aspergillaceae
Exons: 2
Coding region: 1-1536 (511 amino acids)
Source: RefSeq, a predicted model, not a curated record
AUGGCAUCUACUUCAACCCACUGGGGAACCCUCAUCAACCCAGACAAGAGCCCUGCACCUCUACUUGAGCAGCUAUGUUUGGGCAUCGCACAGCUGAUGCCUUCUUUUGAUUCAAAUGGCACCUCAGAUUUGACACCCGAUCGGUUAGCCGCAUUCUACCGUAAGGUUGGCGGCAAUUAUGACCCACUAUUCCUCGCAACUAAGGCCCAGUCGCUAUCCUUCAUCUACCAGUCACUGGGAUGCUUUCAUAGCCUUCAACCUUCGACAAACCCGUAUGAACCGCCAUCUAUCCCGUCACUUCUACCGAAUGGCUUUGUGCGGUGGCAGACAAUUCAGAUUUUAAUGGACCCGGACGAGCACUCGCGGUUCCUGCAAGAAGCAGUCAAACAGUGGGAUAUUGUCGACGCCCAAGGACAAAUCUUUCCUAAAGAGAUACCCCGAGACGCCUUUCCCUCAGAACCCGACCCGGAGAUGACGCAGUGGCAUGAGGGCGUGUGUCGACGACUAGAGUACGACUAUGUCAAACGGAAUGUCCAACAUCAUUCACCUCCGAAUUUUGGGGCUUACCCUCACUACCAUUUCAGCGGCAAGGAUCCGCUUCCCGACGAGGAGGAUUACUUCGCGCGGAAUCCCCGCAGGUCGAACACUCGGCGCCAAAGUCAUUAUGAUGCAGAACGAUCUAGUGGUCGGCGUCAUCAUCACAGGCGGCUCAGCGCAGAGUAUCCUGCGUCCAGCUCCCGCAGGCAUGAGCCAGCAUAUGCUCCACGUCCUGAUGGCGGUAGAUCAGGCGGGACAUCACCAAGAGAACUUUCACCCACUGGGUUUGCCGAACAUUCACGCCAUUCUCAAGGCCGAGACCGGCCAUCUGGGUACACACGGGACACAGAGGAUGUACCCGAUGACCUGGACUUUUCAGAUAAUUCAACGCGCCACGAAGAUAACGACCUAAGACCCCGAGCCAGGCACAGCUCUCGCCAUCACAAUCUUUCACCUCCAACAGACUCCCGGGCACGCCGCCAUUCACACGACGCCUACAUACGCAAACCGGCGCGAGAACUCUCCCCAUCCUCGAAAAGACGCUAUGAAAGCUACGACAGACGCUCCACAAAACCCAGCAAAAUGACCUCCGACAGACACCGCGAGGUCCGCUCACAAUCCCGGCCCCCAGGUGUCCAAUUCCGUAACUACAUUUUCGAUCCAGCCCAAGCCCCAGCUCCAGCUACAGCUCCAGCCCCAGACCCACCACAAUACGCCGUGCCCCCACCUCCGCCACGAGGCCCACCCCGCCACCGGUACGAUGCCUAUUUAGCCGAAGACGGCAGAAGAGGUAGUUAUAGCGGCGGCAGCACAGGCGGAAGUCGACCUAAUAGUGGAGGAAGCGGAUCUGAGAAACCAAGAUCGUAUAGUAGUGCAGGGCUUUAUCCUCGCACCGGUAGAUGGACUAGUCCGCAACGUAGCUCGGCCGCGAAAAGGUACAUUCCGACAAGGGUGGCAGAGGAUCCGGGAUAUAUACCUUCCCCGCGGAGGGCGAUAUGA